This is a messenger RNA of Dermatophagoides pteronyssinus (European house dust mite), 652 nucleotides long. RefSeq lists its product as uncharacterized. NCBI's taxonomy places the organism in Eukaryota, Metazoa, Arthropoda, Arachnida, Sarcoptiformes, Pyroglyphidae. The record is from RefSeq and is a predicted model, not a curated record.
AAAACGGUAACAAAGAAAAUUCAAUAAAUAAAUUCCAUUCAACGAAUAAACAUUGUAACAUUUGUGUUGAAAAUUGCAAAUCAUGGUAUCGAUAAAUAACAAAUUAUCAAUAAUGAUUUCAAUGAUGAUUAUGAUGACCAUAAUAUUCGAUGGCAACAAUCCAUUUGGAAUCCUAUUAAUUAUGGCCGAUAAACAUGAAAAUGGUACAUUCAUACAGAAUAAUUCUUCUGUAAACAAUGAAUCCGAACGACAAACUAAAGAAAUAUAUAAUCCAACAACAACAAUCGAACAAACCGAAUCAAAUGCUAUGAUAAAACAAGAUGAUGGUACAAAUAUUUCAUCUGGUUCAUAUUUUAAGAAUCUUGGUUUUGAUUAUGAACAUGGCAGACCAGAUGAUCCAAGUGGUGGUGGUGGUAAUAUAUUUGAUGAAAUAAAAAAUUGGUUUAAUGGACCAUUCCGUAAAUGGCUUAAGAAUAAUAAUGUUGUAUUUGCUGUAAUUUGUAUCGGUGUUAUUUUGUUAUUGUUCUGUCUAUCUUUACUAUUCCAUUUAACCUGUUGUCGUCUUUUUUGAGAGAAAAACAAACAAAAAUAUUUUUAUACAUUUUUUUUGUUGUUUAUUAUUUAUGAUAUGAUAUGAAAUUUAAAUAAAGAC